Messenger RNA from Salarias fasciatus (jewelled blenny), 1443 nucleotides. RefSeq names its product peroxisomal succinyl-coenzyme A thioesterase-like. The record is from RefSeq and is a predicted model, not a curated record. Lineage: Eukaryota; Metazoa; Chordata; Actinopteri; Blenniiformes; Blenniidae. Gene Ontology annotation, molecular function: fatty acyl-CoA hydrolase activity. Bases 1 to 1443 code for a protein of 480 amino acids. The transcript is spliced from 11 exons. Gene Ontology annotation, biological process: fatty acid metabolic process; acyl-CoA metabolic process.
AUGGACGAGAAGCAUCGUUGUGUCCAGCUGUCGGUGAAUCCGUCUCGGGGACUCAUGGACGAGAAGUUUGUCAUCCUGGUCCAGAAUGCCCCCCCUCGUUCUAAGCUGACCAUCCACUCCUUCCACCAGUGUGAGGACGAUUUUGGUUGGGAUGCGUUCGCUCACUACAUUUCUGAUGAAACCGGCAGUGUGAACGUGUCUGAGGACUGCAGUCUGGGAGGAAGAUAUUCUGGAAUUGAACCGAUGGGUCUACUGUGGAGCCUCAGACCAGUUCCAGGCAGCAAACCUGGACUCAGGAUUCGGAAGAAGAACGUCCAGGAGCCCAUGUUGGUCACAGUGUCGGUGUACGAGGGUCACAGGAAAGAGGGCUUUGCAGAUCUUGUCCCUCUUGCCAGUGCCUUGGUGGAGCGCUGGUACAUGUCGCCUGGUGUCCGCAGGAUCCCGGUCACAGAGGGUGGACUCACUGCAACCCUCUUUCUGCCCCCAGGACCUGGACCUUUUCCUGCUAUUCUUGACCUUUGGGGGAGUGCAGGGCAGCUGGUGGAGUAUCGUGCAGCGCUAAUGGCCUCACACGGUUUAGCUGCUUUGACCAUCGACUACCUGACAGCUGAUAUCGUCAAGGAAACAGGAAAGAUGGUGAACCUCCAGUACUUUGAGACUGCGUACAAAUUCCUGCAGGAGCAUCCUCAGAUCCUCGGGAGCAGGAUUGCCAUGUUGGGACUUUCUUUGGGUUCCAGUGUAACCGUCAGAAUGGCUACUUACUCCGAAGUGAUGAAGCUCAGAUGUGCAGUGUGUAUCAGCGGGAAUCAUGUGCAGCCAGUUGACGAAGAUUUUGAAGGCAUUAUGAGGUCCCUUAACAGCAAUUCUAAGGUCCGUAUCAAUGAGGAGAACCAGGUAAUCUUCCGAGAUCUGACGCUGCCCAUCACCUCUGACCCUUUACAGAAAGUGGAUGUGGGACGACUGCAGUGUCCUCUGAUGCUGAUUGUUGGUGAGGACGAUCAGAUGUCGCCUACUCGAGAGGCUGCAAACGACAUGAAGGAGAUGAUGGAGCGAGCAGGGAACAGCCAUCUGCUGACCGUCCUGUCCUACCCUGACGCAGGUCACCUGAUCGAACCCCCGUACACGCCACACUUUCCAUAUGGCAAAUUCAGAUCAACCAUCACAAAAAAGAAGAUGAUGGUUCUGUGGGGCGGAGAGCCGGUGGCACAUUCCAGAGCUCAAGAGGACUCCUGGAAGAAGAUCCUGCUCUUUCUCUGGAAGAAUCUGCUCAUACAGAUGGUGCACGCAUUGGAACAGUUCAUUGAGCGCUUUAUUUUCGCCUUCUCUUUCUCUGUUUGUCGCUCCGACACCGCCUUUCCGCCUUUCCAGGCCUCGUGCUCUGCUCUGCAGAAGGACCCCCACUCCUUCACCGGAGAGCCACCGCCAUCCCCCCUCUACAGCUGA